This is a messenger RNA of Suhomyces tanzawaensis NRRL Y-17324, 3387 nucleotides long. It is a transcript of the gene CCC2, whose product is annotated as Cu(2+)-transporting P-type ATPase. Bases 1 to 3387 code for a protein of 1128 amino acids. Gene Ontology annotation, biological process: copper ion homeostasis; monoatomic cation transport. The transcript has a single exon. The record is from RefSeq and is a predicted model, not a curated record. Gene Ontology annotation, molecular function: P-type divalent copper transporter activity; copper ion binding; ATP hydrolysis activity. NCBI's taxonomy places the organism in Eukaryota, Fungi, Ascomycota, Pichiomycetes, Serinales, Debaryomycetaceae. Gene Ontology annotation, cellular component: membrane.
AUGUCUGAGUCGGUGUUCCAAGUUCAGGGCAUGACGUGCGGAGCAUGCUCUGCCUCCGUCACCACCGCCCUCCAAGCCAUUGCUGGCGUAUCGGACGUCUCAGUCUCACUUCUCACCGAGGAGGCAAAAGUAGUCCAUGGCCCUGAAGUGGCUCCCCAGGCGCUUGUGGCCGCCAUCGAAGCCUGUGGGUUUGAUGCCACGCUCUCCAAGACCCACACACCGCUCGUCAACACUGUCGUCUCCAUCAAGGGAAUGACUUGUGGUGCUUGUUCUGCAUCCAUCACUGAGGCUCUCAACGCCAUCCCAGGAGUGGAUCAGGCGUCCGUGUCACUAGUCACCGAGUCUGGACUCGUCCGGCACUCUGCAGCAGUCUCCACUGCCCAAAUCGUCUCCACCGUGGAAGACUGUGGUUUUGACAUCACCAUCGACUCGUCCAAGCCCAUCAAAAAAGACACCUUGCACACCACAGUGGCCAUCGUGGGCAUGACCUGCGCCUCGUGCGUGGGCUCCAUCACCACUGCACUCCGCGACAACGAACACAUCUCGGAGGUGGCGGUGUCGUUGAUCACAGAAGAAGGCUCUGUCGAGCACACCACGCAGAUCACCCCCGAGGAAAUCAAGGAAAUUAUAGAGAACUGCGGGUUUGACGCCAGAAUCAUCAAGUCCAGCGGCUCGUCCUCAGACGCCGAAGAGGAGGUGGUCAAACUCCAAAUUUCCGGCAUCGACUUCGACACCGACCUCUCCAGCUUGCAGUACAACGUGGAGGCAUACCUCAACAGUGUGAACGGAGUCACCAGCUUCGAGCUCACGCUAAACGAAUCAAAUGAACAGGUGCAGGACGUGGAGGACGAGCUGGUGAUCAACGAGCUUGCCGUCUCCUUCAACUCGUCCAUCCUCGGAAUAAGGCAAUUGCUCCAUGGGUUGAACGAAAUCGCCCAGGAGAUCGAGUUCACCAUCACAAACUCUGUGGACCAGUCAUCAUCAGCACAGCUCAAGAUCUUGUCCAGAAUAAAAGAAAUCGAGUACUGGAGACACAACUUCUUCCACUCGCUUGCACUAGGCCUUCCGGUGGUCAUAGUGUCCCACACCCAGGAAAUCGAGUUCUGGAAACGUCUUAUCAUCUUCCCAGGCUUAUACGUGGUCAGUUUGCUCCAAAUGGUAGUCACCGUAUACGUUUACUUGGUGUUGGGUAAGGUUUUCCUCAAGAAAUUCUCUCAGUUUAUCAGAAACAGAGGAAAGAAUGCUACCAUGGAUGUGUUGGUAUGCAUUUCCAUCUCGGUGUCGUUUAUGUUUUCUAUUUUGUCGAUUGUCUUCAGCGUAUGGAAGGGCCAGACAAUCAAGCCACCAAUUGUGCUAUUCGACACUGCCUGUAUGUUGGUGAUUUUUAUCUCGUUUGGAAAGUGGUUAGAAAACAAGGCCAAAGGUGCUACUUCCACUGCAUUAUCGAAAUUGUUAUCGUUGACCCCAACCAACUGUACCAUCAUCAACGACACCUCCAAAUACGACGAAUUUGUUCAACAAGCACAACACAACAAAGGAGAAAUGAUCGACUUGCCCUCCAGCAACAUCAGUGUCGACUUGAUCCAGCCUAAUGACGUAGCUAUCGUUUUGCCAGGAGGAAAGGUCCCAGCAGAUGGGCUUAUUUGUUUUGGUGAGACGGAUAUCGAUGAAUCCUUGAUUACAGGAGAAUCGUUACCGGUAUUCAAGACAAAAGGAGAUUACGUUAUCGGUGGUUCCAUUAAUGGGCCAGACUUGAUUCAUAUCAGAGUGGUCAGAUCAGGAAAAAAGUCCCAACUUCAACAGAUCAUUAAUUUGGUCAAAGAAUCUCAGAUUAACAAAGCUCCUAGUCAAGGUUUUGCUGAUUACAUAGCGGCUCGUUUCGUUCCGGGUGUUAUUCUUUUGUCCACAGUGACAUUCAUCUUCUGGAGCAUAACCUGUUACGUGCUUCAUCCCGACAACUUGCCCAUGAUAUUCAAGAACGAUGAUAAUGGAAAAUUCUUCGUGUGCUUGAAAUUGGCCAUUUCUGUGGUUGUGGUAGCAUGUCCUUGUGCCUUGGGAUUGGCAGCACCGACCGCCAUCAUGGUAGGUACUGGUGUAGGUGCAUCACACGGUGUAUUAAUCAAAGGAGGGGAUAUUCUUGAGAAGGCUCUGUCGAUCAAUGUUAUCUUAUUCGACAAAACAGGCACAGUUACUACAGGAGAAAUGGUGUUGAAUAAGUACAAGAUGGUUGGUACCUCGUCGCUUUCUGAACACGAUUGGUGGAACCUCAUUGGAGCUGUCGAAGCCUCGUCUGAGCAUCCAGUGGGUCGUGCCAUUGUUCGGGCCUCCAAGGAGAAGUUGGGACUUACGUUUGAGGAGGACACUUUCAGCACCACCAUCAGUGAGUUCAAGGCAUUGGCAGGGUUGGGAGUCAAGGCUACCGUGACCCUCGAGAGCGGGAAGGCCCACGAGAUUUGCAUAGGAAACCAAAGAAUGAUCGAGCAAAUGAGCUCCAAGUUGUUGGACUCAGGAGCAGAUAUCAUUGAGGAGUCCACCAACAGUUUGGCAUAUGUCAUCAUCGAUAACCAGUACUGUGGAUACCUUGAGUUGGAGGAUGAGAUCAAGGAUAACGCCAGAGACGUGCUUGACCAUCUCCGAAUCGUGGAGGGCUACCAGGUUGGAAUGGUGACGGGAGACAACCGCAAGACCGCAGCCAAGAUUGGUAAAGAGCUCGGAAUCCCCGAGUCCAACAUCUUCAGUGAGGUGUCUCCCAUCAACAAGGAUAAGGUGAUUGUUGAUCUCAAGAAGCGGUUGGGAGGAGACCAGAACGUGGGAAUUGCGUUUGUGGGAGAUGGAAUCAACGAUGCGCCUGCCUUGGUCCAAGCCGAUAUCGGGAUGGCCAUGAGUUCGGGCACUGACGUCGCCAUUGAAUCCGCCGACAUCGUGUUAAUUGGUGGGAAAAACGGCCAAUCCGACUUGUCGGGUGUAUUGAAUGCGUUGAAAAUCUCCAAUGCUACUUUCAAGCGAGUCAAAUUGAACUUCGUGUGGGCUGCUGCCUACAAUAUGAUUAUGUUGCCGUUUGCGAUGGGAUGUUUCUUACCACUCAAUCUCAUGUUGCCACCAAUCUUUGCUGGGGCUGCCAUGGCCAUGAGUUCCAUCAGUGUGGUGGUUAACUCAUUGAUGUUGAAGAAGAUGAACGUACCACUCAUUGAGAAGGGUAACUACAAGUACGAUCUUGAACGCGAAAUAGGAAUGGUGGAUCUGUUCAGCUUGAAGUCCGGCACCUUGCAGGAGUUUGAUAUGGUCAAGAGAAACCGCAAGACCAGGCACAGUAUCCGGGCCAAGCUCAGACAGCUCCUGGGCAGGAAUAGAACUAGCCAGGCUUACGAAAUGUUGCCUGCCGAGUAA